AACAAGUUAAACACGUUGGUACAGAAACUACAUGAAUUUUUGGCCCACUCAUCUGAAGAAUCUGAGGGACCAAACUCUCCACAAGGAGAAUCUUGCAGCAGACUUUCAGGUAAAGCUAACAAAAGUGGUAACAGAUCGCAUGACAUGGAGCAGGGUGCAGAAGAGGUUUGUAAUUCCUCUGAAGGAGCCAGAUCAGUAGGAUCACGUAAUAAAAGAAAACCUUCUGUUGUGACAAAGUAUGUCGAGUCUGGUGAUGAUGAAAUUGUUAAUGAAGCGCCAGAGGAAGAGGCGGAGGAUUCCAAUCCAAAAACAUCAGAGAAUGAAGUAGAUAUGAACAGUUUGCCAAAAGGUACAGUGGUUGUGCAGCCUGAACCAGUGUCAAAUGAAGACAGAGAUGACUUCAAAGGGCCGGAAUUUAGAAGCAGAAUUUCCAAACCAAAAAUAGAGGCACUGAAAAAGCGGGGAGAAGAAGGCCUGCAUGGUAUUGUAACCUGUACAGCUUGUGGACAGCAGGUGAACCACUUUCAAAAGGAUUCAAUCUAUAGACAUCCUGCACUUAAAGUACUUAUUUGUAAGACUUGCUAUAAAUACUACAUGAGUGAUGAUAUUAAUAAAGAUAAUGAUGGGAUGGAUGAACAGUGCAGAUGGUGUGCCGAAGGGGGAAAUUUAAUUUGUUGUGAUUUUUGUCACAAUGCUUUCUGUAAAAAAUGCAUACUACGAAAUUUAGGACGCAGGGAGCUUUCCAGUAUAAUGGAUGAAAACAACAAAUGGUAUUGUUAUAUAUGUGUUCCAGAGCCAAUAGUAGACCUUGUCACAGCGUGCGAUGCUGUGUUUGAUAACUUAGACCAGUGGCAUCAGCACAAAAGGAAAUCAAGAACGGAGGGUGAAAAAAGUAAAUUGGAAGAUUCACACAAGAAUUCUCAGAAGAAAUCCAGUUUAAGUUGCAAUGGUCAGGAUGAAAGUUCUGAUCGUAUAAAGUCCAGUUAUUUUUCAUACAAAGCACUAAUGGUACCCAAAGAAUUAAUUAAACAAACAAAGAAGCUUGUGGACAUGACAACUAAUCUGAAUGCUAGUUUUGUUAGCUUUUUGAAAAGGGAUGUUGAAAAGACUGACAGCAGUACUCCAAGAUUAAGGCAGUUGAAAGCUUUCAAGUCUGUAUUAGCAGACCUUAAACAAGCCCAUUUAGCAUUAGAAGAGGCUUUGGACCUUGAAACAGAGCAGGAAAGAAAAAGAGUUGCUCCUGAAUGUAAUAAAAAGGAAAAUUCUACAGAAAAAAAAGAAAAAGUGAAAGAUAAGGACAGUUCUGUCCCCGUUAAGAACUCCAGCUCUGGGGGUACAGAUAAAGUACUGGAUAAAACAGGAAAUAAUGUAAUAAGGAACAAAAACACUGAUAAAAUGGGAAAUGAAAAAUCAGUUACUCCACAUAAAAGACAAGAAAAUGACUCUCAGUCUGAAGUUGAGGUAGCUAAUAAUUCUGAGGCUUUAGACUUGGACAUAGUAUCUGUUCCUUCUUCAGUUCCUGAGGACAUUUUUGAAAAUGCAGAUUCUACCCCUUGUAGUACAGAUGUAACAACUGAUGCAGUUACUUGCAAAUUAGAAGUGAAUGAAUCAGAGAGCUCAAAGGCAAGGCACACAACCCCUUUAAAAACAACCCUAAGUAGCUGUAAAGUUAAAAGUCCUAUCAAAGUAACUAAGGAGCUUUAUGUUAAGUUGACUCCAGUUUCUCUCUCAAAUUCUCCAGUGAAACCUGCAGAAAACAGUGAGAAAGACACAGGAGUUGAACAAGGAGAGGACAAGAAAGCAAGUAACAAGUUUAAGAAGGGGAAAAGUGAUUACUGUGCAGAGGAAGAUGAUGAAAUUAAUAAAGCCGUAUCUGAUCAGGUUUGUGCUGAAGCAGUAGAUGAUUUUGAUCUCCGUAGAUCACCUCGUACAAAGACAACACCUUUACGGCGACAGGCUGAUGCAAACACCACUGUAUCUAGUUCAGGAGAGGACAGUGAUGGUGGUAUUGAAGGUGAUGAAGAGGAAGACAGACCAACAAGAAAGCCAAAGAAAGGGAGGAAAAGGGUAAGAUCAGCAUCUUCAAUUAAAAAUAAGUCCGAUGGGGUAGAUUCUUCACACCUAAUGGAAGAGUCAUCUGGUUCCGAAGACAUUCCCGAGAUUUUAAAACUUGCAGCAAAUAUGAGCCAUAGCUCCUCAGAAGCAGAUAACAAAGAAGAAGCCGAGGAUGCUGCUAAGUCAUCAUCAAGACUGAAAAAGGGAAAGUCGAAUGGAGAAACAGGGAAGCGUAAAAGAAAAAGCUCAUCUUCAGGAUCUGACGUCAGUGGAAAGAAGAAGCAAAAGUCCAAUAAAAACUCAUUGGCAGAGACGAAGCGGCAGAGACAUUCAGACUCUUCAGAUUAUGAUUCUGAACUUGAAAAAGAAAUGAAGAGUUUGAGUAAGCUCAAAGCAUCAAAAAAAUCCAAGAGAAAAACAAAGAUUAGUGAGGCAGAGAAAGAAGAUGAAGCAUCUUCCAGAGAUGAGGAAACUGAAGAAUGUAAAAAUGGAAAUCCUAAAGAAACAAAUGCAAGUAGAGCCAAGGAGACGACAAAAUCUUCAACUUCAGGCUCUGAGGAUAUGGAUGAAGAAAAUGAUGCAAAUUCGGCAGCAGGUGAAAGUGAAGAUGAACAGAAGAUAAAGCCCAUCACAGAGGACUUCAAGAUUUCUGUUCCGGGAUUUUGUCAGUCUUCAGGAGAUGAAGCGGAGAAAAAUCCGGAGAAUGAUUCCAUGAAUGCGAUUGAGGAUGACGACGACCCUGAGAAUAGGAUUGCCAAGAAAAUGCUACUGGAAGAAAUCAAGGCUAAUUUGUCUUCUGAAGAAGAUGAAUCAUCAGACGAGGAAACUAAAGCAAGCAAGAAAAAGUCGAAAGUAACAAAAGAGGUGGAUGCCGACGAUGAUGAAAAUGAAGAUGAUGAGACUGAUUCAGAUUCUGAUUUUGAGAUGACAAAGAAGUCUCGCCAUCGUCAUCGUCUGCUUAGGCACAAGCUAACUCUGAGUGAUGAAGAGUCAAAUGAAGACAGAAAAAAGGGCAAAGCGAAAAGUGGUACUAAGGAAGGCAAGAAGUCAUCUAAAAAGAAAGAAAAUGUCUCUGAAAACAGUGAAGACUCUGGUAACUCGGACUUCAAAGAGGAAUCUGGAGUUAGUGAAGAAUAUAGUGACUCUGAUGAUGAGGAUGAUAAUCGCCGGAAGACAAGCAGCCGCAAGAGCGAGCAACAAGCAGGAGCGGAUUUAUUUCAGCGAGCAGCUGCAGGACUGUUUUAUGGCAGCCGUGGAUUUAUUUCAGUGAGCAGGACCAUUUUGGAGUUGGAUGUAGCAGCCGCAAGAAAGAGCAAUUCCGAAGCAGAUGAAGAAGGAGAUGAUGAUGAUGAUGAUGACUCCAAGUCUCCUCAAAAAGGCAGAAAAAAGAUUAGAAGGAUUCUUAAAGAUGAUAAAUUGCGAACUGAAACUCAGAAUGCCCUUAAAGAGGAAGAGGAAAGGAGAAAGCGUAUUGCAGAACGAGAGCGGGAGAGAGAGAAAUUAAGAGAGGUGAUUGUAGUAGAAGAUGCUUCUCCUCUAAAAUGCCCGAUAACUACCAAACUAGUGUUGGAUGAAGAUGAGGAAACCAAAGAGCCACUAAUACAGGUGCAUAAACAUCUGGUUACAAAGCUGAAACCUCACCAAGUAGAUGGUGUUCAGUUCAUGUGGGAUUGCUGCUGUGAAUCUCUUUCAAAAGCAAAGACAUCACAUGGCUCUGGCUGUAUUCUUGCACAUUGUAUGGGUCUUGGUAAAACUCUUCAGGUGGUAGCUUUCCUUCAUUCAGUGCUGCAUGGUGAUAAACUAGAGUUUAGAACAGCUCUCGUUGUCUGCCCCCUGAAUACCGUUUUGAAUUGGUUGAAUGAAUUUGAAAAAUGGCAAGAAGGACUGGAAGAUGAUGAAAAGCUAGAGGUUAUUGAACUUGCAACUGUGAAGCGACCUCAGGAACGAGGGCAGUUGUUGCAAGAGUGGCAGGAUAAUGGCGGAAUUGCAAUAAUUGGUUAUGAGAUGUACCGCAAUCUUACACAAGGCAGAAAUGUGAAAAGCAAGAAACUGAAAGAAUUGUAUCAAAAGACAUUGGUAGAUCCAGGUCCUGAUUUUGUGAUAUGUGAUGAGGGACAUGUUUUGAAAAAUGAAGCUUCUGCUGUGUCGAAGUCUUUGAACUCAGUUCGUACAAAACGAAGGAUAAUCCUAACAGGCACACCUUUGCAAAAUAACCUUGUGGAGUAUCACUGCAUGGUGAAUUUCAUCAAAGAGAACCUUCUUGGAUCAAUUAAAGAGUUCCGUAAUAGGUUUAUCAACCCUAUUCAAAAUGGCCAGUGUGCGGACUCUACUAUGACUGAUGUCAGAAUCAUGAAGAGACGUGCCCACAUUUUGUAUGAGAUGUUAGCUGGUUGUGUUCAGAGAAGAGAUUACUCAGCCCUCACCAAAUUCUUACCACCGAAGUACGAAUAUGUCCUUUCUAUAAGGUUGACACCCUUGCAGUGCAAACUUUACCAGUAUUACUUGGAUCAUUUUACAGGUGUGGGCAGUAACAGUGAAGGUGGAAGAGGUAAGACAGGAACCAGGCUUUUCCAGGACUUCCAGAUGUUGAGCAAGAUUUGGACUCAUCCAUGGUGUCUGCAGUUGGAUUACAUUAGUAAAGAAAACAAGGGUUAUUUUGAUGAGGACAGCAUGGAAGAGUUCAUUGCUUCAGAUUCUGAAGAAUCAUCUGCAAGUUUAAGCUCAGAGGAAGAAGUAGUCAAGAAAAGACAAUCCAGGAGCAGAAGUGGAAAAAAACAGAAAGAUGAUGAUAGCAACAAUAGUGGUAGCAAGAGUGGCAACAACUCAAGUGAACGGGGCAGUGAUAAUGAUGUGGAAGUUAUUAAAGUAUGGAAUUCACGGUCUCGUGGAGGAAAGAGUGGAGAAGGAAAAACUGAAGAGAACUCUGGCAUGCCUGUUGAACAGCCUGCACUACAGGAAGAUGGAAAAAGUGAGUCUCGUCCUGGCAGCCCAACUGCAGAUUGGUAUAAAGAAUUUGUCACAGAUGCAGAUGCUGAAAUUUUGGAGCAUUCUUCAAAAAUGGUCCUCCUGUUUGAAAUCUUGCAUUUUGCAGAAGAAGUUGGAGAAAAAGUUCUUGUGUUCAGCCAGUCACUGAUAUCACUGGAUUUAAUUGAAGAUUUUCUGGAAAUUGCAAAUCGGCAGAAAGUAGAAGCUGAAGAAAACAAACAAGAAAAGAAAGAUGAUGACACAGCAGGAGAAGCAGAAGAGAAAGCAAAGAAACAACCUAUUUAUAAAGGUAGUAUUGUGUUUUCAGGGCUGGUACCAAACUCUGGUCGCCUUUCCAUAAAAUUAAAAUGUCAUCAAGAAACCUGUAAUAAACAGCCAUAUAUUCCAAAAAAUAGAGAACGAGAGCAGAUCUGUUCUCCCAUUCAGCGAGUACCAGACUUCAGAUAUCAUCCAUUUGUGUCAUCUUUUUUAGUGACAAAAAUCCUGGAGGAAAAUAAAAAGGGCCGCUUGUUUAUUAUCUCAACUAAAGCUGGAUCCCUUGGGAUAAAUUUGGUGGCUGCCAGUCGUGUGAUCAUUUUUGAUGCAUCUUGGAAUCCAUCCUAUGAUAUUCAGAGUAUCUUCAGAGUGUAUCGGUUUGGACAAAUAAAACCAGUGUUUGUGUAUAGGUUCUUGGCCCAGGGUACCAUGGAGGAGAAAAUUUAUGACCGCCAGGUGACAAAACAGUCUCUCUCUUUCCGUGUUGUUGAUCAGCAGCAGAUUGAGCGUCACUUCACGAUGAACGAGUUAGCAGAGCUUUAUUCUUUUGAACCAGACCAGCUGGAUGAUCCCAACUCUGAGGAGAAGAACAAAGCAAAAUAUACACCUGUACUACCAAAGGAUGCCAUACUUGCUGAAUUGCUACAGACCCAGAAGGAUUGUAUUGUACGUUACCAUGAACAUGAUUCACUGCUUGACCACAAAGAAGAGGAGGAGCUCACUGAAGAGGAAAGAAAAGCAGCUUGGGCAGAAUAUGAAGCAGAAAAGAAGGGACUGUCUAUGCGUUUCAAUUUGCAAACUGGGGCCAAUUAUGCUGCUGCCAACCUGACAAACCAGAACCCAUACAUUCCUUUCAACCUUGCAGCACUGUCUGCAAUGAGCAAUCAGCAGUUGGAAGAUCUUGUUAACCAGGGAAGAGAGAGAGUGGUUGAGGCAACCAACAGCAUAGCAGCAGCAAGGAUGAUGCCUUUGGAAGAUAUCAUUGCAACCAUACGGAAUGAAACGCCAAACCUCAAUGAGGCCCAAGUACAGGCUUUGGCUUUAAGCAGGCUGGCAAGUCAAGAACUUGAACUCAAGCGCAGAGAAGCAAUAUACAGUGAUGUCUUGACAAAGCAGCAGAUGUUGAUCCAGUAUGUCCAGAGGAUACUGAUGAACCGAAGACUUCAGCAGAUUAGUCAGCAACAACAGCGGCAGCAAAUAGCCAUGCAUCAAGCUGCAAUGAACAGGAUGAUGAUGUCAAAGUCCCAAAAUAUGAUGUUAAAUCCCUCCAACUACCAGCAGAUUGACCUGAGAGGAAUGUAUCAGUCCUUACCUGGAAGUCUUCAGGCUGCCCCCAUGAUGAGAGCACCUCACUCAAUGACUAGAAAGCUUCCAGGAUCUUCACAUGGGAAGUAGAGGCAAUGCACAAAAUACCUUAAAGGGACAGCAAAACCUUUGUAUGAUGAAAUUACACCAUCGGAGGCUAAAGUGAACUCAGCUGUGUAGUAUGUCAUGUUUUUAGCUUCAUUUUGUUUCAUGGCACUUUUAUGGUCACUGCAUUCUGUAAUUUAACAAGCAUUUCUUUUGGAAGUGUGCCCAUAUCUUGUACAUUCCAUCUCAUUGCUUACCAUUAUUAUCCUACUGCUUAACGUUGAUUAAAAAUUGAAGCUUUUCAGUAGCAUUUUAAAAACGUUUUAAAUUGUGUGUACUGAAAUCUUAUUGAAUUUAUACUAUAUGUGACAAGUUGAGUUCCUUACAGACAGUUGAAGGGAUUGCUGUAUGGUCCUGCUUUCCCUUUGUCUUAAACUGAUGUCAUUAUAGGAUGACUUGGUCUGAAACCUGAGCUAACUGCCUGGACCCACAAGUCACCUGCAGUGACCAAGGCAAAAGAACUGAAGAGUGCAAUAUUCAUAGAAACUACUGCUCUGAAACUUACAAAAAGUCCUGCAGCUAAAAAAACUGUGUAUAUAGCCUUAAUCACGGACUUGUGAGAAACCUGGCCUUUUUCUUCCCAAGUCACUCUUUUUUGCCAGCUUUAUUUAAAUAUAUAUAUAUAUAUAUAUAUAUAUAUAUAUAUAUAUAUCAGAAUUAGUCUUUGGUGACCUUUAAAGCUGUCUUUGUUUUCUUUAUUGUGUUGCUUCUCACUGUCUUUGUAAUACUGUACAGAACAUGCACCUUGCCCCACUUUGGUGGAGCAGAGGGAAGAAAAAAAAUCAGUGGUUGUUGGCUUUAUCCCUGUUUUUGGUGAGCAUUAUGUUCCUAGGCAGGAAAUCUGUGUAGAUUUAACUGUAUCUUUAAAUGCCAGGACCCAAAAUUGUUGUCAUAUAUUAUAUAUAUAUAUAUGUAUGUAUGUAUUUAUGUUUGUUACAGAAAAGCCCGUGAACAUGAGUAGUGUGCUAACUUUCAAAACAUUUCACGGAUGGUGCAAAUGAACCUGCAGUAAUUACUUGUUAAUGUUUUCCACCUGUUUGUACAGAGUGUUUCUUUUGAAGUAGGUUGGGAAAUGCUAUGCUGAUUUUAGUUGUACAGUGUAUGUCUAGUAGUUCCUUAUAAUGUGAGGAUACUUGUGUUGACAGAAAUAUUUUUCCAGCUGUUUCAAUAAAGCUGUUUUCAACGCCAAA
Messenger RNA from Protopterus annectens (West African lungfish), 7895 nucleotides. It is a transcript of the gene ATRX, whose product is annotated as ATRX chromatin remodeler. The coding region runs from base 145 to 6690 and encodes 2181 amino acids. Gene Ontology annotation, molecular function: ATP hydrolysis activity; ATP binding; ATP-dependent chromatin remodeler activity. Lineage: Eukaryota; Metazoa; Chordata; Ceratodontiformes; Protopteridae. The transcript is spliced from 35 exons. The record is from RefSeq and is a predicted model, not a curated record. Gene Ontology annotation, cellular component: nucleus.